AUGUCAUCGCGCCGAGCCUUCAGCAUACUCUCCUCAAUCCGUCCUUGCAUGCUCCGUCGAGACGCGUCAGCUCCAUCGCCAUCAUCGUUACCGCAAUCCGAGCCUACUCAGCCCGCCCUCGACCUCCUCCCCCGCAUCUCCACUCAUCCCUCCCUCGCCUCAGUACAGGUGCGCAAUGGACCUCGAGAUACAUAUAAUCCAAGUCAUAGGGUGCGGAAGAGGCGGGCUGGAUUUCUGGCAAGACUUAAGACGAGGAAAGGAAGGAUGGUGUUGAAGAGGAGGCAAUUAAAGGGCAGGUGUACCCUGAGUCAUUGA
This is a messenger RNA of Letharia lupina, 315 nucleotides long. RefSeq lists its product as uncharacterized. The transcript has 2 exons. The coding region runs from base 1 to 315 and encodes 104 amino acids. Gene Ontology annotation, cellular component: mitochondrial large ribosomal subunit; ribosome. Lineage: Eukaryota; Fungi; Ascomycota; Lecanoromycetes; Lecanorales; Parmeliaceae. Gene Ontology annotation, biological process: translation. Gene Ontology annotation, molecular function: structural constituent of ribosome. The record is from RefSeq and is a predicted model, not a curated record.